This is a messenger RNA of Lathyrus oleraceus (garden pea), 1389 nucleotides long. Its product is annotated as RNA-binding protein 1. Gene Ontology annotation, molecular function: RNA binding. The transcript is spliced from 6 exons. NCBI's taxonomy places the organism in Eukaryota, Viridiplantae, Streptophyta, Magnoliopsida, Fabales, Fabaceae. The record is from RefSeq and is a predicted model, not a curated record. Bases 183 to 980 code for a protein of 265 amino acids.
UUAUUCUAUUUGCAUUUUUUUUUCUUUCAAUUCCGAAUCGAAGUGCUGUGUUAGUAGAGAAAGUCGUGAGUAAGUAAAAUCGUCAGUAACAAACAGCUAACCCCAACCACCUUCCGUCGCCACCGCCUAGGGUUUCUUCCGUUUUCCGAUUCCAUCUCCCUAAAUUAGGGUUUCUUCUCGCCAUGGCCGAUGGCUUCUGGAACCGCCAGCAGACGCUUCUCCCCCAUUCCGGCCUGCACAAACGACCCCGUUCAGAUUACGAAAUGCCAGCUACCGGUCUGCCUCCUGGAAGUGAGAUGCAUAAUUAUCAUGCUCGUGAAGAGGACCGUUCUGGUCACCCAAUGGUAAAGGACACAAAAACGAUUGGAUCUGCGUAUGAUCGCUACCUUCAGAGUGGGCAACUUACUUCAUUUACUUCUGCUGGGGAAGCCAGUACAAUUGGUGCUCUUGGGUUGCAAAGGGGUGUUGGUGGAUUACCGAACCAUUCACUAGGUGAUCCUGCUCUCAUGGGGCGUCAUGGGGGUGGUGGUCCUGAUUUUGCACCGAAUGGACGGGGUAUCAAUUAUGGGUUUCAGCCACCUGUGGAUGCAAUUUCAAGGCCUGGACCGGAGACAGCACUCCUACCCCCAGAUGCUUCCCCUACCUUAUAUAUUGAAGGUCUACCUUCUGAUUGUACAAGAAGAGAAGUGGCUCAUAUUUUCCGCCCUUUUGUUGGAUACAGAGAAGUGAGACUUGUCAGCAAAGAGGCCAAACAUCGUGGAGAUCCUCUGAUCCUUUGUUUCGUGGACUUUGCAAAUCCAGCUUGUGCAGCAACUGCUUUGAGUGCCUUGCAAGGCUAUAAAGUCGAUGAAAUCAAUCCCGAGUCUAGUUAUUUGCGGCUUCAGUUUUCUCGGUAUCCAGGCCCAAGAAGUGGAGGCGGUCCAAGAAGUAGUGGACCCGGUCCAAGAAGUGGAUCCGGAUCUCGUGGUGGUAGGAGGUGACUCGCAUAACCCAGUUAGGAUUUAUGCUCAUAAGAAUUGCGGACGGUCCUUUAAACGUGAUCAUUUUGUGGGCUCGAAUGUUAGCCGGUCAUUACUAUACAAAUUCGUAAAAUUUUAUUUUGCUCCUAAUGGCUACAUUCCUUAUUUGAGCCCUUGAGAUGCACAAAUUGUUAUCAGGCAGAGAUCAAAUAGUAAAUUUUCAUUUUAGCUGUGUAUUAUUAUUUGAUAAGUAUGAACAUUGUGUCUAAAUUAUGGUAGCUUUUACUUUGAGUUGAUCAAUUACUGUAUUAUUGAAUUAUGAUAUUUUUUGGUUAUUUACAUGGGUAUGUACUUAAUUACUACAGAGCUAAUGUAAUAGAUUAUUAGAGGACUAAGGGAUAUGAGGAAAUUUCUGUUUUUUCCCCCUUUA